AUGAUGAAGAAUAACCAGAGUAGCACAUUUGAGUUCAUCCUCCUGGGGCUCCCCAUCCAGCCAGAGGACCAAGGAAUGUACUCUGCCCUGUUUCUGGCCAUGUACCUGACCACAGUGCUGGGGAACCUGCUCAUCAUCCUGCUCAUCAGGCUGGACUCUCACCUCCAUACCCCCAUGUACUUCUUCCUCAGCCACUUGGCCUUCACAGACAUCUCUUUCUCAUCAGUCACAGCUCCAAAGAUGCUCAUGAAUAUGCUGACACACAGUCAGUCCAUCUCAUAUGUUGGGUGUGUUUCCCAGGUAUAUUUUUUCUUACUGUUUGGGUGUGUUGACAACUUCCUUCUGACCUCCAUGGCCUAUGACAGGUACGUGGCCAUCUGUCACCCUCUGCACUACACCACCAUCAUGAGGCAGAGCCUCUGUGUUCUGCUAGUGAUAGUGUCCUGGGUAUUUUCCUCGGCCAAUGGCCUUGUGCACACUCUUCUCUUUGCUCGUCUCUCUCUCUUUCGAGACAAUACUGUUCACCACUUCUUCUGUGAUCUCUCUGCCUUACUUAAGCUGUCCAGUUCAGACACUACCAUCAAUGAACUGGUCAUUCUCACUCUAGCAGUGAUAGUUAUUACUGUGCCAUUUACAUGCAUCCUGAUCUCUUAUAGUCACAUUGGAGCCACCAUCAUGAGAACUCCCUCUAUCAAAGGAAUCUGCAAAGCCUUGUCCACAUGUGGUUCUCAUCUAUGUGUAGUUUCUUUGUACUAUGGAGCCAUUAUUGGGUUAUAUUUUUUUCCCUCCUCCAAUAAUACUAACGAUAAGGAUAUCAGUGUAGCUGUGAUGUAUACUGUGGUCACACCCAUGAUGAAUCCCUUUAUCUACAGCCUGAGGAAUCGGGACAUGAAAGGAGCACUGAGAAAUAUCCUCAGCAGAAGAGUCUGUUCACAGUGA
Molecule: messenger RNA, 939 nt
Organism: Arvicola amphibius (Eurasian water vole)
Lineage: Eukaryota; Metazoa; Chordata; Mammalia; Rodentia; Cricetidae
Product: olfactory receptor 50
Exons: 1
Coding region: 1-939 (312 amino acids)
Biological process (GO): G protein-coupled receptor signaling pathway
Cellular component (GO): membrane
Molecular function (GO): G protein-coupled receptor activity; olfactory receptor activity
Source: RefSeq, a predicted model, not a curated record